Carica papaya (papaya) is the source of this 1318-nucleotide messenger RNA. RefSeq names its product S-adenosylmethionine carrier 1 (gene SAMC1). Gene Ontology annotation, biological process: transmembrane transport. Lineage: Eukaryota; Viridiplantae; Streptophyta; Magnoliopsida; Brassicales; Caricaceae. The record is from RefSeq and is a predicted model, not a curated record.
AUUUCCUUCUUAGUAUAGUUUAUUCCAGAACCGGGACUUUACCCAUACCGUUUUACUUACGGUCUUACCUCCCUUGCAGGCCUUGUGAGCUGCUAGCCUGGUGCUACUCUGUUACAGCAAGUCGUUUUCUCUCUUCGGACUUUUAUGGGUCCGAUUGCGUUAGCCAUCGAGAGGAGAAGCUCGUCGGAAGCCUCUGCGGAUGUAUCAAAUGGGAAAAUGCAAAACCCACUGCUAGGAAUGAGAAAGUCUUUUGCAUCAGUCAACAUGCAAGAAGAGAAACCAUUUGAUUUCUUUCGCACUUUAUUUGAGGGAGUGAUAGCAGGUGGUACGGCAGGUGUUGUUGUUGAAACGGCUUUAUACCCAAUUGAUACAAUAAAGACACGUCUCCAGGCUGCUCAUGGUGGAGGGAAAAUAAACUUGAAGGGCCUUUAUUCAGGAUUAGCUGGCAACCUUGCUGGUGUUUUACCGGCUUCCGCACUAUUUGUUGGUGUUUAUGAACCUCCGAAGCAGAAAUUGUUGAAGAUCUUCCCUGAAAAUCUUAGUGCAAUUGCACAUUCGACCGCAGGUGCCAUUGGGGGAAUUGCUGCCUCUCUCAUCCGGGUUCCAACAGAGGUUGUUAAGCAAAGGAUGCAGACCAGACAGUUUACCUCCGCUCCCGAUGCUGUCCGUCUUAUUAUUGCAAAAGAAGGAUUUAAGGGCCUUUAUGCAGGAUAUGGCUCUUUUCUGUUGCGAGAUUUACCAUUUGAUGCCAUCCAAUUUUGCAUCUACGAGCAACUUCGACUGGGUUAUAAGAAAGCGCAGGCACGAAGAGAUCUCACUGAUCCUGAGAAUGCUAUCAUUGGUGCUUUUGCAGGUGCACUAACUGGAGCCAUAACCACUCCCCUGGAUGUGAUUAAAACAAGAUUAAUGGUUCAGGGAUCUGCAAACCAGUACAAAGGAAUUUUUGAUUGUGUUCAAACUAUUAUUCGGGAAGAGGGGCCUCCUGCUCUUCUGAAGGGCAUCGAGCCAAGAGUAAUAAGGAUAGCCAUUGGGGGAUCAAUCUUUUUUGGUGUCCUUGAAUCUACAAAGCGCUUACUUGCUCAGAGGCAUGCUACAGUUCAUCAAAACUCAAAGUGCGACUGAAAAUGACGUUUAUAUUAAUAUUUCUGGAAAAUUUUCUUCUCAUCUUUCUCAUAUAAUCUCAAACGUAGAGCAGAAUACAAGUCCGUAUGCUUUUCAUUAUGGAUCUUACGAUCUUGUCAAUUGCCAUGUCGCCUGCUACGUGGCGUUGACAGCGCUCAAAUAAUGUUGAUUAUAACGGGGCCCUUUAUUUAGAAAA